Oppia nitens is the source of this 1227-nucleotide messenger RNA. RefSeq names its product high mobility group protein 20A-like. The transcript has 4 exons. The record is from RefSeq and is a predicted model, not a curated record. NCBI's taxonomy places the organism in Eukaryota, Metazoa, Arthropoda, Arachnida, Sarcoptiformes, Oppiidae. Gene Ontology annotation, cellular component: nucleus. Bases 88 to 1206 code for a protein of 372 amino acids. Gene Ontology annotation, biological process: regulation of gene expression.
CAUUUAACUGACUUAAAGUAUUAAUUAAAUAAUCGGCAAUUAAUUUCUACGGUAAUCACUGUCCACUCGCACACACACAUAGACUGAAUGGCCAACAAUACGGGUAACGAUAUGAACACUACCGCAGCUGCCGAUGACAACAAUCAUUUCGCCGCCGCCACAUCAGCCGCAGAGCAGAACCACCGACGGUCAUCAUCAUCGGCGGCCACAACGACAACACCGAAGAGACGGCUGUCAAGCGAUGGCCAUAAGGGCGCGUCGCCGGGAGCCGAAAAGGGUUCAUCGUCGGCGGCCAAACGCCAGAAACGGGGCAAACAGUUGCGCGACCAGAAUGCUCCGCGGGUACCGCUGAAUGGUUACGUACGAUUUCUGAACUCGAAUCGCGAUCGUGCUAAAGUGGCCAAUCCGGGACUAAGUUUUGCCGAUAUUACCAAAAUAUUGGCCGCCGAAUGGACGGCAAUGGAUGUCGAAGCUAAACGCAAAUAUCUGGAUGAAGCAGAAAAGGCACGCGAAGUCUAUAUCAAAGAACUGGAAGAAUAUCAGCGAACGGAUGCCUAUCAGGAGUUUCUGGUAAAACAAAAACAACGACGCGAACAAAAGCUACAGCAAAAACAGUUGGCCGCGAGUGGUGGCGGUGGACCAGCUAAUAGUGGUGGUAGCGGUCACGGCAAACAUGGAUCAGGUGGUGGCCACUUGUCGGUUAAUAACGAUGAAAAUCAAGCACUGGACACCACCACCAUCAACACCACCACCUCAGGAGGUGGCCUCACCGUUGAUGUCAGCUCGGGUACACUGGAUCUGCCGAUUUUUACCGAAGAAUUUCUCGACCAUAACCGUACCCGCGAACAUGAACUAAGACAACUACGGAAAUUGAAUACCGAAUACGAAGAACAGAAUGCUAUCCUAAGCAAACACAUCGACAAUAUGAAGUCGGCCAUCGAAAAGCUGGAAUCCGAAACUGUUCAGCAGCGGUCAAACAUCCAGCAGAUUGGCCAACAUUUGAAUCAAUUGCGCCAGACAUUGGUGAAAAGUUUUGCUGCCGUCGGUAUGCCCGGUACUGGCGAUGUGCCGACAAUGGACAACGUUGACGACUAUAUUGUCAAAUUGCACGCAAAACUUACCGUCAAAGAUAAAUCACGCGAUACGGAAGCACUGGCCGAACGGGUGCGCGGUAUUGUGGCGGCCAUUGACUACGGUUUUCAUUGAUUUGAUUUACCGCUAAUUGGU